AUGGCGAUGAGAGCCCGCGCUCUGUACGACUUCCGGGCGGAGAACCCGGGUGAGGUAUCCCUGCGGGAGUCGGAGGUGCUGAGCCUGUGCAGCGACCAGGACAUCGAGGGCUGGCUGGAGGGAGUGAACAGCCGAGGGGAGCGGGGACUCUUCCCGGCCUCGUAUGUGGAGGUCCUCCGUGGAGAAGCUCUGAGCCCCCCGCCGCCCCCUCCACCUACCGACACCCGGUAUGCCAAUCUUCCCCCCGGGGGGUACGAGCCGGCCCAGCCUCCCCCCAAUUACCGGGCACAGGAGUCCUUCCAGGCAUUCCCCCGCCCCACCGCCCUCCCAUACCAGCAUAGCCAGCCCAGCGAUGACGAUUGGGACGACGAAUGGGACGACAGCAGCUCCACUGCCGCCGACGAGCCUGGUGGUACCCCAACCCCUGGUUACUACGGAGGCGGUUUCCAUGACUACGAGAGCAGCCGGUACCGCAUUUCCACCCGUUCCGAGAUCCCCCCCGGCUCCUACAACACCACCAGUUCCACCGCCUCUUCUGCCGCCAAGGGAACGGCCACCGUCAGCCGCCGCACCUCAACCGCUUCUCGGCUUCGUGAAAAGCGGCGGCGAGGCGUUCGUUUUGGGCGAGGCGGCAGGCUUUGUGAGAGAUGGUGACAAGCUGUGUGUGGUGCACGGUCCACAUGGGCCUGAGUGGCAGGAGAACCCCUACCCGUUCCCAUUGUACCAUCGAUGAGCCCACCAAGCAGACCAAGUUCAAGGGGAUGAAGAGCUACAUCUCCUACCGCCUACUACCCAGCCACACCAACCAGCAAGUCCAUCGCCGAUACAAGCACUUCGACUGGCUCUACGCCCGGCUGCUGGAGAAAUUCCCCGUUAUCUCUGUGCCACGCAUCCCAGAGAAACAAGCCACCGGCCGCUUUGAGGAGGACUUCAUCUCCAAGCGCAGGAAAGGCCUGGUAUGGUGGAUGGACCAUAUGUGCAGUCACCCGAUACUGUCUCGCUGCGACGCCUUCCAGCAUUUCCUCACCUGCACGGAUGAGAAGGCCUGGAAACAGGGCAAGAGGAAGUGCGAGAAGGACGAGAUGGUGGGGGCCAACUUCUUCCUCACCCUCACCACCAUGCCGGGAUCUCCGGUUUUGGAGCCCCAAGAGGUUGACGGAAAACUGGACGCCUUCAAGGCUUUCGCGAAGAGGAUGGAUGAAGGCGUUCUUCUGCUCAACCAAACUGCUGGAGAGUUUGCCCGUAAGCAAGCUUCGGGCUUCAAGAAGGAGUACCAGAAAGUUGGACUGGCUUUUAAAGGUUUGGGCCAAGCCUUUGAGAUUGACCAACAGCCCUUUUCAGCCGGUCUGAACAAGGCGAUGUCCUUCACAGCGGAUGCCUACGAUGUCAUUGGGGAGAUGUUUGCUGAGCAGCCCCGUCAGGACCUGGAUCCAAUUAUGGACUUGCUGGCAGUCUACCAGGGUCACCUAGCCAACUUCCCGGACAUCAUCCACGUUCAGAGAGGUAACCAA
Staurois parvus is the source of this 1511-nucleotide messenger RNA. Lineage: Eukaryota; Metazoa; Chordata; Amphibia; Anura; Ranidae. The record is from the annotation of a GenBank genome assembly.